This is a messenger RNA of Aspergillus uvarum CBS 121591, 6296 nucleotides long. It is a transcript of the gene sidD, whose product is annotated as nonribosomal peptide synthase SidD. The transcript is spliced from 2 exons. Gene Ontology annotation, biological process: secondary metabolite biosynthetic process; amino acid activation for nonribosomal peptide biosynthetic process. Gene Ontology annotation, cellular component: cytoplasm. NCBI's taxonomy places the organism in Eukaryota, Fungi, Ascomycota, Eurotiomycetes, Eurotiales, Aspergillaceae. The coding region runs from base 111 to 6212 and encodes 2033 amino acids. Gene Ontology annotation, molecular function: phosphopantetheine binding; catalytic activity. The record is from RefSeq and is a predicted model, not a curated record.
CUUCUCACCAGACAGACACAAAUUUCAGCUGGACUGCUGGGAGACGAAGACGACUUAUAUGACCCCCCUGAAUAGGAAACAUAAUAAGGGAUUUUUAAGCUAGAGUCAUCAUGUCGCAACAACAACAACAACAGUCGCAAGUCGACGCCGACGGUUUCCACCUUUUCCAGGUUGCCGGCCUGGAAGCUCCCUCCACCUCCACCUCCACUAUUACCCCGACAGGCACGAGAGAGGAUAUUCUGCUAGUGUCAUGGAUCAUUUUGCUAUUGCAGUCCUGCGAAGACGGCCAGGUUCGCUUCGAAUGGGCGUAUUCAGCCGGGGGAAAGUCGUCGCUCUCGACACCACAAGUGAUGCCGGGAUUACAGAGCACUAUCGUUCAGGUCUCGGCCGCAAGUGUCAUCCAUGUUGAGAUCGGCUUUGAGAGCGGAAACCUCAAGAUUCGGCCAGUAUGGCACUCAACCAGCGUGCUGGAAUUCACCGUGAGGUUACAUGUCACGAAAUUAGCGGAGCUGAUCCAGCGAUGCUUGAGCAACCCCGAGAGCACCAUUGAAGAGUGCCUUCGAGCGACCACAUCCGAUCUGGAUGAGAUCUGGCGCUGGAACCACGAGUUACCACCAACAUACAGCUUCUGCACGCACGAAAUGGUAACAGAAUGGGCGCAAAAGGCUCCGGAGGGCGAGGCCAUUGCGUCCUGGGACGGCAACCUGACGUAUGCACAGGUCGACCGUUAUUCCACACACGUCGCGUGGAAGCUCAAGGAGAUGGGGCUUCACCAGGACGAUAUCCUGCCAAUCUGCUUUGAGAAGUCACGGUGGACCAUCGUGGCAGUUCUCGCGGCGAUGAAGGCUGGCGCAACCUUUGCGCUUAUGGACCCCACGCUUCCUCUGGCCCGUCUCCAGAACAUGGCGCAACAGGUUGGCGGGAAGAUGAUGCUGUCGUCGCGCAAGCAGCAUGAUCUAGCGACCUCGAUUUUGCCUGGUGGUCCCGUCCUAGUUGUGGAAGAAGACAGUUUCCAGGCUUUCGAUCUGAACCAGGAGCUUCCAGCGCUGCCUACCGUACCCCCGAACACUCUGAUGUAUAUCAUCUUCACCUCGGGCAGUACGGGCACUCCCAAGGGCGUAACCAUCUCUCACCAAACCUACACGAGUAGCGCCAUUCCACGUGCCAAGGCCGUGGGAUAUACACCUGACUCCCGGGUACUGGACUUCGCCUCCUAUGCCUUCGACGUUAGUAUCGAUAGCAUGCUGUUGACUCUGAGCAAUGGUGGCUGUCUGUGCAUUCCCUCGGAUGAAGAUCGACUCAAUGAUAUCAACGGAGCAUUCCGGCGGAUGAAGAUCAAUUAUGCUGGCUUGACGCCAUCAGUGGCGCGCAUUCUGGAUGCGGAUGUGAUCUCGUCGCUGACUGGUCUCGGCCUUGGUGGUGAGGCUGUCUCAGCGCGAGAUGUGAAGCUGUGGGGACAGGACACCCGUAUCAUUAUCGGCUACGGACCUUGUGAGUGUACAAUUGGAUGCACGGUCAACAGCAGCGCAGCGACCGGCAGAGACUAUAUCUCAAUCGGACCCGGCAACGGUGCCGCAAUGUGGAUCACCGAUCCCAACAACCAUGAUACCCUCAUGCCCGUCGGCGCCGUCGGUGAGCUGCUCGUUGAGGGCCCGAUUGUCGGCCAGGGUUACCUCAAUGAUCCCGAGAAGACCGCCACGGUGUUCAUUGAGGAUCCCAAAUGGCUUGUUGCCGGCCACAACGGCUACGAGGGUCGUCGCGGUCGACUGUACAAGACGGGUGACUUGGGACGGUACGACCCAGACGGCUCGGGUGGUAUUGUCUUCGUUGGACGCAAGGACACGCAGGUCAAACUGCGUGGUCAGCGUGUUGAGCUCGGGGAGAUUGAGAGUCAGCUUAAGGACAGAUUGCCUUCAGAUGCCAAUGUGAUCGCUGAGGUGGUUGUGCCGCAGGGAACCGGUGGCCAGGCUACCUUGGUUGCGUUUGUCACGUUCCAGUCCUUCAAGGCUAAUGAGCAGGGCGACCUGAGCCUGGCUGAGCUAUCGGAUGAACAGCAAAGGACGCUUUCUGAAGCCAAUGCCGACGUUGCCAAGGUUCUGCCACGGUACAUGGUUCCCACGGUCUAUAUCCCUGUGAACUAUAUUCCAGUCUUGAUAUCCAGCAAGACUGAUCGCAAGAGACUUCGACAAUUUGCUACCACGGUCGACAUUCGCCAGCUCGACCAAGGGGCCGAGACAAACGGCGCUGGUCGGGAACUGACUGAGCUCGAGCAACGUCUUCGCCAGGCUUGGAGUGUGGUCUUGAAGCAGGAUGCUGAAGGCAUUCGGGCCGAGGACAACUUCUUUGCGCUUGGAGGUGACUCUGUCAUGGCGAUGAGGCUGGUGUCGGUGUGCCGCGAGCAAGGUCUUGACCUCACCGUCGCCAACACUUUUGGUCACCCUACCCUCUCAGGAAUGGCCGGUGUCGUUCAGAUUUGCGACACUGAAGCCCGCACUGAGUUGCCGCCUUUCUCGAUGAUUUCGCAAGAUGUCGAAAGCGCCUGUCGCGAGGCAGCUGCUGCUUGCGGAGUGGACGCGGCGUCAGUUGAAGACAUCUAUCCUUGCACACCCACGCAGGAGUCGCUCUUUACCUUCUCUCUCAAAUCUGUCAAGUUGUACGUGGCACAGAGAGUUGCGCGCAUUCCGUCGCACAUCGACCUCGAUGCUUGGAAGAAAGCCUGGGAGGAAGCGGUAGCCGCCAAACCUAUUCUGCGCACUCGUCUGGUGCAGCUGCAGGAUCCCGGUCUCCAGCAAGUGGUGCUCAAGGAGAACAUCACCUGGAAGCAUGCGACGGACUUGGCGCAGUAUUUGGAGAACGAUCGCGAGGAGAGAAUGAACCUGGGCGAGAGCCUGGCUCGUUACGCGAUUGUGGAUGAUGCCAAGGAGGGCAAACAUAUGGUUUGGACAAUCCACCAUGUUGUGUACGACGGAUGGUCUGAGCCGCUGGUGCUUAAGGAUGUCAGUGACGCGCUAAGCGUUAAGCAAAUCGAGCCACAGGCACAGAUGCGGGACUUUGUGAAGUACGUGCACGAUACGGAUGAAGCCGCUAUGAACGAGUUCUGGAGACGCGAACUACAGGGUGCCGUUGGUCCCCAGUUCCCUCGCUUGCCGUCCAGAGAUUUCAUGCCCACACCCGACGCCUUCAUCGAGCACGUGAUCCCGCUGAAAACCGCUGCGAAGUGGCCAUUCACCAUGGCGACCCUGAUUCGCGGUGCCUGGGCACUUGUGGCUGCUCAGUAUUCUGGAAGUGACGACGUCGUUUUCGGUGAAACGCUCACCGGUCGUGAUAUCGCCUUACCGGGCGUCGAGAGCAUCAUCGGUCCCUUGAUUGCUACACUUCCUGUUCGCAUCCAUGUCAGCCGUACCAGUACGGUUGAGUCAUACCUGCAAGCUGUGCAGCAGACUAUUCUUGCUCGUGUCCCCUACCAGCACAUGGGCAUGCAGAACAUCCGCAAGGUCAGCCACGACGCUCAGCACGCAUGCGAGGCCGGUACCGGGCUGGUCGUCCAGCUCGAACCGGAAUACGUGGGUAGUGACCUGGGCUUUGAGACGGGUGACGUUGUUCGCGAAGCGCUGCAUUUCAACCCCUACCCGCUGAUGCUGGGGUGUGCUGUGCGCAAGGGUGGCUUCCGGGUCUGUGCUAGCUUUGACGGCAGCUUGAUCGAAGUUGCACAGAUGAAGCGUAUGCUGGUACAGCUGGAAGUGGCCUGCGUCGAGUUGACUAAGGGUCUGCAGCGGCGCAUUGAAGAAAUCUCGUGUCUGCCUGAGGUUGAGCUGAACCAGAUUUGGCAAUGGAACCAGACCCCUCCUCUGACCCGAGAUGAGUCUUCGGGACGACUUCGUGCUGAUGCCAAUAUCAAGCAGGGAGCGCAGUACCCCUCUGCAGUUGUUCCUUGGGUAGUCAAUGCUCGCAACCCAGCUUUGUUGUCUCCUAUUGGCUGUGUCGGAGAGCUCUGGCUCGAAGGCGCUUUUGUCUCUGGCGAAACUGUUGAGAACCCGGCCUGGCUUAUUGCAGGAAGUUCGACUAGUGCUGGUCGCAGUGGCACAGUGCAAUCGACUGGUGAUAUGGUCCAGCUGCGCGAGGAUGGCAGCCUUGUGUUUGUUGGCCGUAAGGACAAUGUUGUUUCAAUUCAGGGACAUGCUGUGGAUAUUGCCGAUAUUGAGCUGCACUUAAACAGACAGCUUCCCGCUGCAGUUCGCGCCGCUGCAGCUAUUCGACAGUCGCUCAACGAGACUGGACCCGAGUUGGUCGUUCUGGUUGAACGACCGUCUUCCGAUGAGGAGAGCCUUUCCAUCCUACCAGUCACGCAGGAGAUUAGCGGCGAGUCGGCGGCCACCCUCAGUGCCACAAUUCCCCUUAGUGCUGCGGUUGCUCUGAAGAAGCUCGACAAGUUCAUUCGCGACUCGCUUCCCUCUUACAUGUCUCCGUCUGCAUACAUUUUGGUUGAGGAGCUGCCGGCUCAGGGCGAACAGAGUGACCACACUCUCCUCAACCAGCUGGCCUCCAAGAUCCCUCAGGAUAUCCUAGAACAGCUCCGCAACGGGAUCAAGGAAGUAUGGGCAAAGACUGCUAUUCAUACUAACCUGACAACUCCCGAGAAGAUUCUACGAUCCGCUUGGGCCAAGAUUCUUCGGUUGCCUGAGCAAGAGAUUGAUGUUGACGAUAACUUCUUCCGCCUGGGAGGUGACUCCGUCCUGGCAAUGAAGCUGGUUUCCAGUCUUCGUAGCCAGGGUCAUAACCUGUCCGUAGCCGACAUCUUUCAGCACAUGCGCCUGGGUGACGCGGCCCGAGUGUUGAGGGUCGAUCAGGCCUCUGAGGCCAAGCAAGCUCAGUCCUACCAGCCCUUCUCCACUCUGGGUCGUUCGGAUGUUGAGCAAUUCUUGUCUCAAACCAUCCGUCCUCAGCUGGCAGAAUCUUCCUGGUCAAUCAAGGAUGUUCUUCCUGUGACCGACUCCCAAGCGCUGGACAUCCGCGCAACUGUGCAUGCCCCGCGCACCUCGAUUCAAUACACCAUGCUCAUCUUCGACCAGGGGGCAAUUGAUCGCGAGCGACUGCUUCGCGCGUGCAGCGACCUCGUCAAGACCCACGACAUCCUGCGGACCGUUUUUGUUGAGCACGAAUCGGCCUUCUAUCAGGUUGUGCUGAACGAGCUUACCACCCCCCUGACGCAGCACACGGCCGACAAAGAGGACCUGCAGCAGUACAUUACCGAGUUGUGCAACAGCCACAUUGCCUCUGACUUCCCUCUCGGCUCGUCCUUCCUCAAGUUCUUCCACAUCGAAGCCCUGGACGGUCGCGAGGCCUUGGUCCUCGGUCUUUCACACGCGCAAUACGACGGCGAGUCUCUGCCCCACCUGCUCCGCGACUUCGAAGCCCUUUACACCGGUUCGCGAGCGACCGAUCAGGUUCCCUUCUCCGCGUACAUGGCACACGUCACCAAGCCGGAUACCCAAAACCCUGCUCUCGCCUACUGGAAGAACCUCCUCCACGACUCGACACUGACCGUUCUUCCCUCCACCGGCCCGAAAUCGCCCACCUCCAAAUCUAUCUUCCAGACUCAAUCCCUGGAUUUGGAUCUGUCGUCUGUCCAGGAAACCACAGCCACGACGACCGCAACCCUCCUCACCGCCUCCUGGGCUCUCACUCUCGCCCGCCUCCUGCAGACACGCGACAUCACCUUCGGUGGCGUCACCACCGGCCGGACCCUCGACCUUAUCGGAGUUGAGAAUGUUGUCGGCCCUUGCUACCAGCUCGCGCCGAUUCGGAUCAACAUCCAGCGCGAGUGGACAGCAGAGGAUCUGCUGCGCGCUGUGCAGCGCCAGAGCGCCGAGUCCGCGGCGUACGACUUUGUGGGCUUCGACAAGAUCGCACGGGAAUGUGCGCCCGCGUGGCAAGGAGCCGGCUCGUUCGACUCGAUUGUGCAUCACCAGGACUUCGAGGACUUCGAUACCAUGCCUUUCGCCGGACGGGAGUGUGCGGUUGAUAUUCUGAACCCGCAUGGGGAUGCGGCGUACCCGGUCAAGGUUGUUUCCUAUGUCAAGGGAGGACAGUUGCAGUUGGGCGUUGUUGGCAGCGAGGAGGAGGAAGUGACGCGGUGGUUGGGGUUGGUGGCUGAGACGGUGCGGGAGGUGGUGUCUGGUGUUGAGAAGGGGAAGGUGUUGGAGGGCUUUUAGGGAUGGGCUACUGACUGGGUUAACUGAUAUCAAUGACAUGUAAGUGCGCAUGGGAAUAAAAAUGCACAUAGACUUAGAAUAGAA